This is a messenger RNA of Fusarium odoratissimum NRRL 54006, 2331 nucleotides long. RefSeq lists its product as uncharacterized. The record is from RefSeq and is a predicted model, not a curated record. The transcript has 2 exons. The coding region runs from base 40 to 2292 and encodes 750 amino acids. Lineage: Eukaryota; Fungi; Ascomycota; Sordariomycetes; Hypocreales; Nectriaceae.
AAGUUCCUACGCAAAUAUACUUGUCGCAUAGUCGUCACUAUGAGCUUAAAUAAGGAUUUCCCGUAUCUCCCUCUCACGGCUCUGUCGCAAACCCGAGUUAUUUUACUCACCCCAGGGACGAGCAAUGAUCCCAUCCACUGCUUCCAGCUGGUCAUCGAUCUAGACCACGACUUGACAUCAUCCGAUGGAGCAUGCCAUGUUCAGCCAUGUUCAGGUGAAGAACCACCCUUGACCCAGAGAUCACGUCUGCAACAUGGGGAGUCCGACUCAGACCUCGAAAUUCCGGGCCUUCUAAUGCAAUCAGCUAGUCGCAGUACUUUGCACCUAUUCCAAGGAUACACAGCGCUAUCCUAUAUAUGGGGCGACCAGCAAAACCCGCAUGAGAUCUUCAUUGACGGCAAACCAUUUCACGUCGGAGAAAAUCUUUAUAUUGCUCUACUACGGUUACGAAAACCAAUUGAUGUUUUCGGGAUUGGCACUACUGCUCCAAAAGACUUCCACAACCAAAGUCUUAAUGUGAUACAGCAACAUAUGUCAUCAGAAAGUCGCUUUCUUUGGGUUGAUGCAAUCUGCAUCAACCAGAAUGAUGUUGCUGAGCGAGAAGCUCAAGUUAAGCUCAUGGCUCACAUUUAUCAAAAGGCAGAUCAUGUGCAUGGAGACCUCGGCCAGAAAGAAAUGACUGGGGGCUUUGAGCUGCUACAUCUUAUGCAAAAGAUAAUGGGAGCGGGCAGCCGUUGCCAAUCCCAGCUAUCUCCCUCAGAAGAAUCCUAUCAGGAAGAGGGGCAUACAAACCCUGACGCCAGAACCAACAUUAUGUCUGCCUUGGAGUCAGAAUUUGGGAAUUACCAAGCUGGGAAGACUGGAAAUGUCCGUGAAGUCAGGCUGCCAAGUCCUUCAGUCAAAGUCCUCGAGGAACAAGGCAUUCCAAGAGAAGAUGACGAGGUAUGGGCACAUUGGAGGCAAUUCCUUAACUCGACAUAUUUUCAGCGCCUUUGGAUCGUUCAAGAGGCCUCACUGGCAAGCUCGAUCACUCUAUGGUACUCGAAUGUGAGCAUCGAGCUUGAAAUGGUCGGCCAGUGUCUACAGUACUUGAGAAAGUAUAGCACUAACUCAACUCUCUACUCCGUGGCGAAAGAUGAUUACCGUUCGUCAUUAAGUACAUCACCUGCCAUUUGGGCAGUGAUCGGGCUGAUCCAUCAGCGAAACCAAAUGCGUGGGGCAAACGGCCGUCUGACUAAACAAGUUCCUCUGAUUCAUAUGUUGGAUCUUGCCCGUCGCACAAAGGCAACUGAUCUUCGUGACAAGAUUUUUGGGCUUCUGGGCAUGGCAGCCGAUGGCUCAGAUUUCCUUCAUCUUGUAACAUAUUCCCAAAACGUUGAAGAAGUUUACCAGGAUUUUGCCAAAUUCUUCAUUGAACGAGGUCAGGGAAUAUCAAUGCUCUAUCAAGUCGAUAGCAGAGUAUCAAAAACAUUGGAUAUUCCUUCUUGGGUUCCUGAUUGGUCGCGUGAUAGAGAUGAAUCAUCUCUGUACGACGCAAUGCCGGCUCUAUCUAGCGCUCUUGAUGAGCAAAAAGCGCUUGAGAUACGGUUGUCUGGUUCGGAACUGGCAAUCACGGGCCACGUAGUUGACACCAUUAAGUGCCUAAGCACACCGAUAUCUAGCAACCUUACAUGGGGAUCAUUCUCCGAAAUAGCUGCCUUCCUAUGGGAGGGCGGCAACCUCUUGAUAAAGCAAAACAUCGAAGGGGACCAGGCGGUGGAAAUCAUGCUCCAUACCCUCAGUUGUGGCUCUCUAAAUGCCAAGCCAGCCGCCAAGGUGGAAAGCCUUCGCCAAGGCUUUGCUGCAGUAUUUGGGCAUGGAACGUUCCUUAUAAAUGGAGGAAACUCUGAUGACUCACCGUGGCUACCACAUAUGCGCCAUUUCUUGGUCAAAGGUAUGGCACUUGCGCCCGGCCGCCGAUGGUGCAUUACAAAAAAAGGGAAGUUUGGUCUUGUGCCAGGAGGCACCAAAACAGGUGAUCGCGUUGCACUCUUUGGUAGCUACUCACUGCCUUUUAUCCUUCGAGAUCAUUCAACUGAAGGUAGUAUAUCGGGUCAAUACAUGGACAGUACUGUUCACCAACGUGUGACGGCUAAUUUACGCUCGAAACUCAAUACCAUAAAGGCUAGAUGGCUACCAGGGGCUUCCGCAGAUACUAAUACUGCUUUUACCUUGGUUGGUCAUGGAUAUAUUUACGAGCUAAAGACUAAAGAAAAGAAAAAUGGCAAGGAGCGAGAGAUCAUCCUAGUAUAGAAAGGCUUGCCUAUAAAUUCUUAAUUUACGUUUAUAUAA